Platichthys flesus (European flounder) is the source of this 6601-nucleotide messenger RNA. RefSeq names its product FERM domain-containing protein 5. The transcript has 13 exons. The record is from RefSeq and is a predicted model, not a curated record. Lineage: Eukaryota; Metazoa; Chordata; Actinopteri; Pleuronectiformes; Pleuronectidae. The coding region runs from base 238 to 2076 and encodes 612 amino acids. Gene Ontology annotation, cellular component: cytoskeleton.
UCCUCCUGUGUUCUGCUCUCGGCUCGCACGGGCCCACCCGCACGGGAAAGAAGAAACUUAGCGGGACAGCGAUGGUGCUCGCCUCGGCGGCGGAAGAUGUGGCUGCUGGCCGUGUAGGGGAGCCGGGGACGCGGUCAAUGUGACAUUCGCCCGCACGGUCGCGUUGGGUUUAUUGUUCUGGGUCCUGUGUCCUGCGUGCAGACGCAGCGCAGCGGUCCCCUCUCUCGCCCCGGGAAGAUGUUGAGCCGAUUCAUGAGUGGCAGCAUCAGGAACCUGGAGCGGGAGUACAGCUGCACCGUGAGACUGCUGGACGACUCGGAGUACACAUGCACCAUUCAGCGUGACGCAAAGGGACAGUAUCUGCUUGACCUCAUCUGCCACCACCUCAACUUGCUGGAGAAAGACUAUUUUGGCAUCAGAUAUGUGGAUCCGGACAAGCAGCGGCACUGGUUGGAGGUCACAAAAUCAAUUGCAAAGCAAAUGAAAUCUCAGCCUCCGUUCACCAUGUGUCUGAGACUCAAGUUCUACCCUCCUAAUCCCGCUGCUCUGAAGGAGGAGAUCACUCGAUACCUUGUCUUCCUGCAAAUCAAGAGAGACCUCUACCACGGUCGGCUCCUGUGUAAAACCUCGGAUGCGGCCAUGCUUGCUGCACACAUCCUUCAAGCUGAGAUCGGUAACUAUGACCCCGGCAAACAUCCUGAAGGUUACAGCUCCAAAUUCCACUUUUUCCCCAAACACUCGGAGAAGCUGGAGCGCCGGAUCGCAGACCUACACAAGACGGAGCUGAUUGGACAGUCACCUGAAACAUCAGAGCGGAACUUCCUGCAGAAAGCCCAGAUGCUGGAGACAUAUGGUGUUGAUCCGCAUCCGUGCAAGGACGUGUCUGGGAACCCGGCGUUCCUCGCCUUCACGCCGUUUGGUUUUGUGGUGCUUCAGGGAAACAAGCAAGUCCACUUUCUCAAAUGGGACGAGGUGACCAAACUGAAGUUCGAGGGCAAGACCUUCCACAUACAUGCGAACCAGAAGGAGGUGAGAGCAUGGCUUGUUGGAUGUGCAGAUAAGAGUCUAAGUUCUAAUGAUGUGGAGAUUUGUUCAGCCUCUGUUUAUUAUAUUUUCCUGCACACUCUCUUAUUUUUCAACGUGCAGGACAAACAGAUCAUCCUGACAUACUUCGCACCCACUCCGGAGGCAUGCAAGCACCUUUGGAAAUGCGGAGUGGAGCACCAGGCUUUCUACAAGCUUGAGAAGUCCAGUCAGGUUCGGACGGUGUCCAGCAGCAACCUGUUCUUCAAGGGCAGCCGUUUCCGUUACAGUGGACGCGUGGCUAAAGAGGUGAUGGAGCAGAGUGCCAAAAUCAAACGCGAACCUCCAGAAAUACACAGGGCUGGCCUCGUGCCCAGCAGGAGUUGCCCAUCCAUCACCCACGGGCCUCGCCUCACCAGUGUGCCGCGCACGCGUCGGAGAGCUGUGCACAUAUCUAUCAUGGAGGGUCUGGAGUCCUUGCGUGACAGUGCCCACUCCACGCCGGUGCGUUCAGUGUCCCACUGUGACUCGUUCAUGCCGCGCUCCCGGAGCCAGGCCACAGAUCGCAGUGACGGCACGGCGGUGAUCUCGGACGAGGCCUACAGCCCCUCCAGCAGCGUCCUGCCCACCCCGGUGGCCGAGCACAGCAUGGACCCGGCUGUCUCGCGCCAGAUCAACGGGGCACCCUGCAGCAUCGAAGAGGAGAAGGAGUCAGAGGCUGGCAAAGCCAAGCGCGGGGAUGGGGGUGAUUUUGGUGCGGACGGUAAAUCCGCACAGGAGGGUGCAGGGGGGGACUCGACCCUCACCGAGGUGGAACAGGUGAAUAAGUUUAUCUUAAGUGUCCUCCGUUUGCUGCUUGUCACCAUUGGACUCCUCUUUGUCUUGCUCCUCCUCCUCAUCAUCCUCACCGAGUCAGACCUCGACGUAGCAUUUUUACGUGACAUCCGCAAGACCCCCGAGUUUGAGCAGUUCCAUUACGAAUAUUUUUGUCCCCUCAGGCGGUGGUUUGCCUGCAAGCUCCGCUGGGUGGGCGGGUUGCUCAUUAACAAUUGAGGGGGAGGUCGUAGCGUUCGUAAACCUGUUCGGGGGUCUGAGAAGACGGUUAGGACCCCGGAGGGAUGGAGGAGGGCGGCUUCGUCCCAACCAUGAACCCUGCUUCUCCCAUCGUCCGCCUGCAGACACACAGCUUGGACCACUCCUGCUAAAAGACCAGGCCAACGUCUCUCUCCCCCUCCUCCACUUUAAGUUACUCCCCUCCUCAACACCCAACCACCACCAACUCGUUUUGCUUCUUUUAUCCGUUUUUUUUUCAUUCUUUUUUUUUACCACAAAGCCAGGGGACAUAUUUUUGUUGCAUAUUUUUUUAAUUUUAUUUCAAGUCAUUUCAGGUAUUUUUAUUUUUUCAAAUAACAUAAAGGAAAAAAAAUUCCAACUGAAACUAAAGAACUGAAGGAUUUUGAACCAUCCUCUUUACAGGAGCUGGAGAAGUUGUCGAAAUGGAUGAACGUUGCCUUCAGUUAUUAUUUAUUGCUGUCAAACGUGUAUUUUCAUUAGAAGAGGAGAAGAGAUGACGAGGUGAUCGAGGAAGUUGUCAUGAAGAGAUGGAAGGGAGUUAGGUUAGAGUCGAUAUGCUGCUGUGAUUUAUAUGUGAGGAAGAGUAAUGAUAAAAUCUUCUGAUACUGAUCCGUCCCCAUCAGACAAACAGCAGGAAAAACUAAAUAGGAAUAAAAGUGAAGGUUGGUGAAACAGGGAAGAGUCGGGGGGUGAUUAACAAAUGCCUUUUUCGAGAGGGUGUCGAAGACUGUUUUCAGUUUUGAAUUUUGUGGAUUGUUUUAAGACACAAUUACACUUCAGUAUAUUAGCGUGUACAAAGGGAACUGGUGAAGAUCAGAGUUGUUUUUUUUCUAAGGAUAUGGAAAAAUAAAAUCAGUACCAAUAGUGUUAUGUGACGCAGUCGUUUCAGAUGAGGUUAGACAUGUUCGAUGAAGAGCAAAGAUUCACUGGCACCAGUAGAGUCAUAGUCUAGAGAUAGAUGGUUUAAAUAAUGAAGAACUUUUGAAAUGUCCUCAUUUGUCUUUCUGUUUAUUUCUCUGAUUUAAUUUGAUUUGCAUUUUCUCAUCAAGUUGAAAUUCAAUGAAUUUCAAUGAUUUCUUUGUAUGGAGAGUUAAUGAUUUAUUUAGGUUUCAUAUCAACCAUGCUCUUAGGUUAAUGUAUUAUACUAUAUUAUUAUUAUUACUAGAAUAAGAGUUACAAUGUACUUUUUGUACAAAUUAGUUUGUUUCCUAAUAUAUAUUGAAGUUUUCCAUGUAUAUUUUAACAGAACUGAAAUGUUAUUUUGUUAUUGAAGAUUAAAUUAUACUUUUUUUAGCAAUGUGUUUCAAGUAAGGUCAAAAGAAUUCAUGGAAAUGAGGAAGGGUUUUUAUCCAGAUCCACUGAUAACGACUCUCAUCCCUCCACCAGCAGUGACCCGGUUUUAAACAUGUAUUUUUACAGUAUACCUUAAGGAGAUAUCAUUAUACCACAUAUGCCAAUAUACCAAAUAAUCCAAAAUCACAUUUUCACUUUUCAUAACUUUAACAUUUGUACUUGUACUUUAAGAGUUUGUAGAGGUGACAUGAGCCUGACCAGAGACACAGAGUCUGCAGCGAAAAAAUAUAACCUCCCACUAAAAAUUCAGUAAAACUGUUAGAAUUCAUUAUAAUUCCAAAGUGUAUUUAAAUGUUUAAAACUAGAGCUGAAGCUGAUUAAUUGAUGAUUAGUGAUUGUGCAUUAACUUCCAUUUAUUUUGACAAAAUUCACAAUUAUUGUCAUAUUUCAAGCUAAAAUAUCAGUGUAAUGUGAUUUCAGUUUUUUUCGACGACAACAAAAAAGUCGUCAAUUUAUCUCAUUGGGCUGAAAAUAGCCUGUGGGAUGGAAGUUAAAAUGUUCGUUGAUGAAUGAAACUCUAAACAUUUGUUUCAAACUUGUAAAUAACAAGUUAGAGAUGACAACAUUUUAUGAGACUAGAAAAGUAACUUUUUUGGUGAAGGAAACAUUUUAAAUAUAGUUAAUUUAUUCCCUUGAUUUUUCUAUACCACCAGCAAAUAUUAAAGCAGAUAUCAAUAUAUUUAUAAUAACCUAUAUUAAAAAAUAAUAUCUGUGUUUUGAUUGGUCGGUCAGGCUCUGGAUUUGUUAGCCUCAUAUUUCCAGGGGGCAGUUACCGCUCCUGGCUGCUGGAUCCUGGGUAAAAUCAGUUUGUUUGUUUUUCGCGUUUACCUCCUGUACCGAGUGCAGGCUGUUAAGUGUAGAUGUGUUUGUAAGAAGGAAUGGAAAUCAAGGUGACAGAAAUUGGCAUCUAGACAAAGAAGAGGAACUAAAAAAAUGUCCAAUUUCCAUAUUUUGCUAUGAAAGGAGGAGGAAAGGUGGAAAGGGGUGAAAAUGUAAGCGAGGACUGAGGGAAAUGAGAAGAUCAGUCUGCUCCUUUGAAAGUGCCAUUUUUAAAAAGCGUGUGGUGACUCACCACUCUAAUGGCUGCACAGGGUUGCUUGUCUUGCUUGUUUUUAGUCUAUUUCAAACCCCACACCCCGACUGCACCGGCACCUGCAGCUGCUGCACUGAUGCAGCCCCGACGGUGCUAUACCUACUUCUGUAUCUGCUCCUGUGUAAUCCGAGCCUGUCAGUCCUCGGCUACAGUCGUAGCCCCGACCACAGAGCAGCGUGCACUUUGGCGUUGUGGCUGGAUCCACCCCACUGGCUCCUUCACAAACCAUCAUUAUCUGCUGUGGAGGGAACCGGGAACAUCUGACCGUAAGAGCAGAGCUGGAAAGCAACCAGUCAUAUGUCAGAGCUUAUUUAUUACAAAUAAACUUUGAUCCAUUAUCACAGAUGCAAUGAUAAAGCACAGCUCUCCUAACAAGGAGCGAGUGAGUGUCUCUUUUUUUUGUGUGUACAUUCAUAAUUAAUAUUUAUUACUUCUUUUACUGACAUAAAGGUCAACGUGACUUGGCCGGUGCAGCCAGGCCGAGUUGUUAGCAGGACGUCUGUUAAAGGUCAGUGUGCAGAGGUGUUUCUCAUCCAUCAGGACAGGUUUACACAUCAGCCUUAUGUAGCUUCUCUGAACAUGCAACAGUUUCUAAAGACAAAGGCAGCGUUAUUCAAGGAGCAAUAAUCCGCUGUGAGAGCAAAAAGAUGUGAUGUUAAGUGUUUGAAAAUCAAAUGGUGAAUUAUGUCCUUUUCCUGUGUCUUGAAAACCACUGUUACCAAAUUGCUGUACUCUUAACAACCAUGUGACCACUGAGACACUUAGUUACAGCUGCGUUCAGUCAUGACAUUUUAUAAAAAUCCUUUUUCCCCUUGGAGACGUCUCGUGUGGGUGUUUGUUUCCUUUACAUCGCUCAGUGACAGAUUGUUCCCCCCUUCCCAUGCUUGGAUCCUGACAGUUUUUACCAAAGUGGCAAGGAUGAAGGAAAGGAGACCGAAAAGACACAAACGUCCACUGUCUUACACGCAGCUCCGCUCCUCACAUCUCCCAGGCCGAGAGAGAGACGGGGAAACUGUUCAUCUCUGUCCGAAUCUGUGACGGACACUUCAUUCACAAUUCAUUAAGGUUUCAGUUGCUGAGUCAUGUUGACAUGUUUUCUUUUACUUCACGGGAGAUGGAUUCAGGUUGGGCCACGUGUGAACUGAGAAUCGAGUUUGAAUGUCAUCCAUGGUUUAUAUAAUAAAUCCCUCCGUCCCCCUGAAAAGCAAUAAUGAAGGUACAGCUGUGCAAAAACAUGUGUGCAUUUGAAGAUGAAGCACUGAUACUUGUCUGUAGAAUCAAAACAAAAGGGGAUGGAGUCAAUAACAAAAACACCUGCAUGAUAAAGUGUUAUUCCUGAAAAUAAACAAAGUUCAGAGGCAGCGUUGCCAGAUGGGAAAUGUUGAAGUAUCAUACCAGAGGCUUAAAGUUCUCUUAUUCUGGGGUAAAUUUCUAAUCAAUCAUUAGACAAACAGUAUAUAAAUAAUGCUUUCAUAAAACACAUACAUGUUGAGAGGAUCAGUGUUUGCUGGAGAGAUGUGUAAAAAACAGGCAGAUGCAUGAUUCUCAUUCACAGAACUGGAUUGAAUCACCUAUUUUUCCAGCCCAAACACCAUCAUUAAAAGAUGGAAUUAUUGUUCUGGUGACAGAGGGUUAUUUUUUAGGUUUUCUGUUGUGGAGAUAUUUCACUGGACUGCACCUUACUCUGAGGUGUUCUUGUUAUUUUGUCCCUUUUCCCUGUUGUGAUCAAUUCUUUCAGGUUUCUUGAAAGAAUGUGACAUAACCAGGACUUAAGUUUCAUUGGCUGCCCUUCAAACUUCAUGAAUGUGAUGGAAGUGAAUUGCUAAACCAAUCUGGAUGAUCAAAACUCAAGUUUCACACACAAUUGGCUCCUUGAAUCUGGUUUCUGGCACUAGUCUGUCAUAUUAAAGUGGAUGUUUGAUGCACAGAGGGGUUUAUGAUAAGAGAAGACAUCUUGGAUCUGCCUUCUUCCAGCUCCCAGUAGAGAAACCCCUCACCCAACCGUGCACAUACUCAGUGUAUAAGCAUAUUCAUGUCUGGUGGUGUGUCGUUCUAUCC